GAUCUUCCUCGAGAUUUUGAAGCAUCAACUGCGCCAGCCUAUCCACACACUCAAUAUGUCUGGCAUCGAUGAGCUUGACCCAAGCUCUAUUCCCGCCGAGUUCUUGAAAGAGGGUCCUGAUUGGGUAGCCGCCUUCAAUCCACGCGUCCAACGCGUCAUGGAUGUAAAGUUAGAAAAUAAGUUCAUUCAUGACAAGGUGGUCUGCAGCGUGAGGUUUUCGGGUGACACGAGAUACCUCGCUGUUGGAGUUGAUAAUGGCGUGAGCCUGUACGACAUGAGCACAGGAGGUACGAUUGUGUUGCCAUUCGAUCACGCAGGCGAUGUACCAGACCGGGAUUAUGUGCGCAGCGUUUCUUUUAGCCAUGAUGGCAGAUCCUUAGCCGCGGGAUGCGAGGACAAGUCAGUUCGCGUAUGGGACCUGGAGAGUAAGCAGCUCGCACACACGCUCUCUGGUCACCGUCGUGAAGUCUAUGCCGUUGAAUUUUCUCCCGACGGGAAAACUAUUGUGUCGGGCUCUGGUGAUCGUACGCUUCGUCUGUGGGAUCUCACUGCCCCUUCUCCAUCUGAGUCUAGUCGCACACUUGUCGUGGAAGAUGACCUCAGUAAAUCCGACACGGGAAUCACCGCACUUGCCAUCUCUCCGGAUGGCGAUUUUGUAGCUUCAGGCGCGCUAGACGGGUCGGUUCGCAUAUGGAAUAUCAAGAUGGAGGAGCCGAAGGCCAUCGUUCGUUGGCAGGCGCACCAGCAAAGUGUGUACAGUGUCCGAUGGGUAUUGCAAGGCAAAGGUCUUAUCACCGGAAGUCUGGAUCGGACGCUGAAACGGUGGGAGAUCGGCGUAGUCGGGGAAAACGGAGGGAAGAACGAGUGUGUAAAAACAAUGGUCGGCCAUAGGGACUAUGUGCUAGCGACGGCAACGGUGCAGGAAGGAUAUAUGCUUCGUGCUGCGUCAGCGUCCAGAGACGGGACCGUGCGCUUGUGGGACUUGAAGACAGGACAAGCACUGUUCUUCAUACAAGGGCAUACCAACACGGUGACAUCCGUCGACUUGAGCUCGGAUGGAAAGUUCCUAGCGUCGGGGAGUGGUGAUGGCUCGGCACGCAUCUGGAGCUACACCCUCAUCUAAUGGAGCCUAACUGAUGUUAUACCCAUUUCCAACUUCAUACUCUUCACUGGGAUGUACGGUAGGCCAUUUAUCCCUAAGAUGUUGUAACAU
Molecule: messenger RNA, 1213 nt
Organism: Heterobasidion irregulare TC 32-1
Lineage: Eukaryota; Fungi; Basidiomycota; Agaricomycetes; Russulales; Bondarzewiaceae
Exons: 7
Coding region: 56-1123 (355 amino acids)
Molecular function (GO): protein binding
Source: RefSeq, a predicted model, not a curated record